Kwoniella botswanensis is the source of this 1374-nucleotide messenger RNA. RefSeq lists its product as uncharacterized. Gene Ontology annotation, molecular function: L-glutamate dehydrogenase (NADP+) activity. Gene Ontology annotation, cellular component: cytosol. The transcript is spliced from 8 exons. Bases 1 to 1374 code for a protein of 457 amino acids. NCBI's taxonomy places the organism in Eukaryota, Fungi, Basidiomycota, Tremellomycetes, Tremellales, Cryptococcaceae. The record is from RefSeq and is a predicted model, not a curated record.
AUGUCCAACUUGCCAGUCGAACCUGAAUUCCAACAAGCUGUUUCUGAGAUCACUCAGACUCUCGAACCUUUCCUUGCCAAAAACCCAGAAUACAGAAGAGCUCUUGAGGUCGUUCAAAUCCCUGAGCGAGUCAUCCAAUUCAGAGUCACCUGGGAGAGAGAUGAUGGUACUCUCGCCGUAAACAGGGGUUUCAGAUGUCAAUUCAACUCUGCCCUCGGUCCUUACAAGGGUGGUCUUCGAUUGCACCCUACCGUCAACCUCUCCAUCCUUAAAUUCCUCGGUUUCGAACAAAUCUUCAAGAACGCUCUUACAGGCCUCAUGAUGGGCGGUGGUAAAGGUGGUUCAGAUUUCGACCCCAAGGGUAAAUCAGACAACGAAAUCAGACGAUUCUGUUACGCAUUCAUGCAAGAACUCUCCCGACACAUCGGUGCCGACCUCGAUGUCCCAGCCGGUGAUAUCGGUACUGGUGGUAGAGAGAUUGGUUUCAUGUUCGGUGCCUACAAGAAGUACAGAAACGAGUUUGCCGGUAUCUUGACUGGUAAAGGUGCCAACUGGGGUGGUUCCAACAUCAGACCCGAAGCUACCGGUUACGGUGUCGUAUACUACGUUACUGAGAUGUUGAAAGAUCUCGACAACACCGAUUGGAAAGGAAAGAAAGUCUUAAUCUCUGGUGCUGGUAACGUCGCUCAAUACGCCGCUUUAAAAGUACUCGAAUUAGGUGGUAAAGUCCUAUCUUUAUCCGACUCUACUGGUUCUUUAAUCGCCACCACUGAAGAAGGAUUCCAAGCUUCUGACAUCACCCGAAUUGCCGAAAUCAAGUUAGAGAGAAAAUCCCUCACUUCCUUCGUCGAGGAGUCUGCCAACGUUGGGGAGAGAUUCAAGUGGUACUUGGGUGAAAGACCUUGGAAAUUGGUCGAAAAGGCUGAUAUCGCUUUGCCAUCUGCUUCGCAAAAUGAAUUGAACGGUGAAGAAGCCAAAGCACUCCAAAAGGCCGGUGUAAGAUACGUUGCCGAGGGUUCCAACAUGGGUUGUACCCUCGAUGCUAUCGAGGUGUUCGAGAACUCCAGAAAAUCAAUCAAAUCACUCACCAACACUGAAGGUGUCGUAUUCUACGCUCCUGGUAAAGCUGCCAAUGCUGGUGGUGUAGCUGUAUCAGGUUUGGAAAUGGCUCAAAACUCCCAAAGACUCAAAUGGACUUCUGAGGAAGUUGAUUCCAAACUCAAGGAAAUCAUGCAAACUUGUUACAAGACAUGUUGGGAUACCGGAAAGGAAUUCUCUGAAGGAAGUGCCUUACCUUCUUUGGUAGCCGGUGCCAACAUCGCCGGUUUCAUCAAGGUCGCCAAUGCCAUGAGAGACCAAGGUGACUGGUGGUAA